UCGGCUUUCAUUUUUUGUAUUUUCAGGGUGUAUCGGUCGCCUCUAACUCUACAGUCCGGCUGAUCGCCUUUGUCCUUUGUUGUUUUCUUCACUGUGGAUCUGGAAAUGUGAAUUCAGUGACCAGCAAACUAGUGCUGUUUGCGUACGUAUACCUGAGAAAGAUUGGAGGGAGAUCUCUGGAGAGUAAAGAAAGUAAAUUAUACUGUACCAGUAAAUUAUUAUUGAAAAUCCAGUGUCACAGCUGUGCUGUUUGGCACCCAGGCCGUGGUGUCUAGCAGUGGAGAACUGAAUGAACAAGUGUAGACAGUAGGUAGACUUAGCUCUUCAAAAACUGUUUACAUUCAAUGGCGUCGACGCCAGUUUGGUUUGGCCAGCUUCUGGGCAAUGAUGAAGCCACACUGAAAACUGCCUCUGACAUUCUUAUCAAGUACAUUGACAACAUUUUGGCCAAUCCAGAUCAGCCAAAGUACAAGUGCAUUCGCCUGGAGAACAACACGUUCAAGGCCAAGGUGCUCUCGGCACGUGGCGCACUGCAGUGCUUGAAGGCCAUGGGCUUCGUGCAGGAUCCCGAAUACAUUGUACUGCCGAGGGACGCGGACCUGCGGAAACUCAGUGCGAUGCGUCAGAGCCUUGUGCAGCGCACAUACGUACAGCCCACAGCUGCUUUGCCUGCAGCUGUGGCACAUCGGCCGAGCAUUUCUGUUAGUCCGGAACAAACACGGAGUUUCCUGCAACGUGUUACGACUCACGCUGAGCAUGUACUGAUGUACGAAGAUCGAUCAUUGCAGUUGAAGGCACGUUCGUGUAUUCCCGUGGACCGUCUCGAUCGGGCGGCAAGUGAUGCCGUGCGCCGGGUAGAGGCAGCAACGCCCAAUGAGACAAACACGAUCAGUCAGCAGGAGUGCUUGCUCCUGGAACUGAUGCACUGGUUCAAAGAGGACUUCUUCUCUUGGUGCGAUGCACCCGAGUGCGAGCGUUGCGGGGCACCACCUGCUCAAAUGCAGUCGAUUGGUCAUGUUGCGCCAAACUCCGACGACCUGCGCUACGGUGCCAGUAGAGUCGAAGGUUAUCGGUGCUCAAUGUGCAGCUCCACGGGCCGCUUCCCACGCUACAACCAUCCCGGCAAGCUACUGGAAACGCGCAAGGGUCGCUGCGGGGAGUGGGCCAAUUGCUUUACCUUAUGCUGCCGAGCCAUGGGAUUCGAAGCGCGGCAUGCGGUGGACUGGACAGACCACGUGUGGACGGAGGUGUUCUCCGACAGGCAGCAGCGCUGGCUGCACUGCGACCCGUGUGAAGACUGCUGUGACAAGCCACUGAUCUACGAAGCGGGCUGGGGCAAGUCGCUCUCCUACAUCCUGGCGUUCAGCUUCGAGGAGGCGAUAGACGUGACCUGGCGCUAUACGGCCAAGCCCGACGAGGUGAGAACUCGGCGGUCUCUGUGUGACGAGGAUGCACUGCGCCGGUGUCUGGAUGGCUUGAGAACUCAGCGCCAGCGAGCCUUAACGGCUGACCGCCGGCAACAACUGAUGCAGCGCUGUGUGGUCGAGGCACUGGAAUUCAUGUCUGUGAAGUCUGCCGAUGACAUUGCCGGCCAGGGAAGGACUUCAGGGUCCAUGGCUUGGCGCUUGGCACGUGGUGAAACUAGCGGUGACACUGGCAGCACAAGUGCAGCCGCGGCAGCAGGGUCAGCAGCCGUAGCACCCACAGCCAUCAUCGAGACUAGCUACCUAUUCGAGCUAUCGGACGGUGACGUGGCUGCGAAGCGGAUGCGUGUCCGGUACAGCACUGCAUCCGAUGCCUAUUAUCGUCAGCAUGCCGAUCACUUGGCAAAGAACGAUGCUCCAGCACUGCGCGGCUGGAAAUCGGGCAUAUUCAUGGCAGAAAAUGUGCAGCGUAAAGUAGAGAACGACUGGAAAAUGGCUUACUUGGCUCGGCGUUCCGGUGGCAGUGAAGCGUCGGCAACAUGGACACUAGAUUUAUCAUCGCACUCGUGUACGGUCGAUCGAGCGUCAGUAUGCGUCAAGGGGGACGUCUUUGGCAGCGGUCGUAUCUCCUGGUCCGUGUCUGCCGACAACGGUGCGCUCGUGGAGCUGGAUAGUAAUUCACAGGGUGGCGCUAUGCCGGAGCUCGAUGGAGCGACAAUGAUUACAGUGACAGCAAGCAUGCAAGGCGGUGAUGGUGAUGUUGCAUGGCAGCAUACACAGCUGUUUCGCCAGAGCUCGGAAGAGAAGCUGCUAUGCCCGCUGGACAUUGACUUGAGCGUGCGCAGCAGCUGAGCUCCACCGUGUACUUCAUUUAUUGCUAGUCUUACUCCCCAAUGAGCUGGCUCGUUGUAGUUCUUUUCCCGCUUUUUCCAUUGGCAGUGCUGAUUUUGCUGGAUUCCUGCUCCUGUUCCCCACACCCACAACAGUAACGUUAUUUCUUCAUUUGACCACUCAACCUAAAUUAUAUGCUCGGGGAUAAGCUUUCACACCCCGCCAUGAAUGUGCUCUGUCUCGAUUGUGUAUUUUCAACUAUUUUGAUAUGUGCCGAUUAUGCUUUUUCGUGCACGGUUCAUCUCUUGAAGACAAGCCAUUGUUGUCUUGUUUUCUAGUGUCCCCUCUCCCUUCAUCUGUCCGUGUCCCUGGUGGAGAACUUUUCACUUUUAGCUAGUAUUAUCUUAGAAAUCAAAUACAAGCACAUGUAGUUUGGCUGGCUGGUCCCACCAGCUGCAUGCCAUAGCUUUGCAAUGCUCUAUUGGUCUCAUUUCCCAUAACAACAUGUGUACUAGUCAACUUGAA
Molecule: messenger RNA, 2780 nt
Organism: Sycon ciliatum
Lineage: Eukaryota; Metazoa; Porifera; Calcarea; Leucosolenida; Sycettidae
Product: peptide-N(4)-(N-acetyl-beta-glucosaminyl)asparagine amidase-like
Exons: 3
Coding region: 345-2276 (643 amino acids)
Biological process (GO): glycoprotein catabolic process; protein deglycosylation; protein quality control for misfolded or incompletely synthesized proteins
Cellular component (GO): nucleus; cytosol; cytoplasm
Molecular function (GO): peptide-N4-(N-acetyl-beta-glucosaminyl)asparagine amidase activity
Source: RefSeq, a predicted model, not a curated record